UCAGUAAGGUUUUCACUAUUAGGUAUCGGAGAGAAGCGAGGAGAAUCACAAGCAAUAGCAUAUUCCAGACAUUUCUUAAAGAAGAAGAUGGCUGCUAACCUAGUGUCUCCAUUUGCUAUCAUCUCCUGGAGCAUUAUAGGCAUUUUGUGCAUUGUUUCCCUUUCUGGGAAUGGAUUUAUCUUCAUGGUGACUGUGCUGCAAUGGCUCCAGAAGAGGAAGAUGCCACCUUGUGACUUCCUCCUGACCUGUUUGAGUGCCUCCAGAUUACUAACACAGUUGAAUGCUAUGGCCAUCUAUUUUAUGCAACUCUUUUAUCCUUCAAGUAGAAGUGCAAUGCCCUUUUUCUCCUGGGUCCUUCUCAAUAUGGCCAGUCUUUGGUGUGUCUCCUGGCUCAGCAUUUUCUACUGUGUGAAGGUCAUCAACUUUUCCAACUCUUUACUCCUUUGGCUCAAGUUAAGGAUCAAUCUGCUUCUACCCAAACUACUGGGAAUAUCAAUGGUCAUUUUCAUGGUCUCUUCUCUUCCUUCCAUCUUCACAUUUCAUAAAUGCAAUGAACCAUGUAAUCAGACUGUAACACCCCUAAUUAACGAGAAACCUGGCAACAUGUGGAUCAGUUUUUUCCCAGUGGAGAUAACAUUUACUUGCAUAAAUUUCAGCAUGAACAUAGCGGCAACCCUUCUUUUGCUCAUUUCCUUGUGGAGACAUGUGAGAAACCUCAGAAAGAGUGGGACUAGUGUUCAGGACCUCAACACUCAGGUCCACCUCAAAGUCAUAAGGCCUUUGUUGAUCACUCUCUUACUCUACCUUUUAUAUAUUGCUAGUUUGAUUACAAUGAUGAUUGGCUUUUUAAAUUUGCAAACAAAACAAGCACUGAUUGGAGAGAUAAUGGUUAACAUAUUUCCUUCAGUGCAUGCCAUAAUAUUAAUAUGGACCAAUCCAAAACUCAGAGAAGUGGCUGCUCACAUGCUAAACAUCAGACAAAGAGCUUAAUAAAAUGGACAAGGUGGCAAAAGGUAUCCAUCCUCGUCUUUGAACAGAGAAUGCUUUUAUUAGUGUGCAAGGUAAACAUCGAAAUGAGAACUGAUUCUAAAUAUGGAUUCCCCUCAUCAUCACUGGAGAAUGAGAAUAAACUGCCUUUUAAAUGGUUAGCUUCAAGUUGUACCAUGGUGGAUCCUAUUUUGAUCCUUCAAUGUUUCAACAAUUUUCUGACUGUUCUAAUGCUGACCUGAGAUAUAGCCCAAUUUCUGCUAUGAUUUAUUCAAACCUUCCAUAUGUAGAUCACUGCAAAAACCAACAAAUCAAUAAAACAUUUGCUACAGCCAAAGAUAGGGUGGGAGCUUACUGGCUUAUUCAAAGAAUUUAAAUGUAUGUGGAAUCAUGUAAAUGAUAGUUUGUGUCCUGCGGUCCUUGAAAAUAAAGUCUGAAACAUAUUGCUGUGUGGUGUCUGAUACCAGGUAUAGGCGCUUAUGUAGAGCCUUAGAUGCUCCAUUGGGAUUGUCAUCCAGUUGGUAUUUUGGGACUUUACCUCAUAAGACAGGCAAACCAACAUUGAAGCUGGACUGUCACCUUUGAUGAUGUUCCUUAUUGCAGCACACUAUAUGCAUCCUGCUACUAGUAUUUCUCCUUGCAGUUAGAAACCUGUCCCUCACUAUUUAUCACCAAACCAUCAAUAGCUCAUAAUUCUGCAAUAUUUAAUACUUAACAAUACUUAACAAUAGACCCACCGGUUAUGCCUUCUCAGUAUUAUAUUAGCACUUUAUUGACUAUGUUAGUUGUGAAACUACCUCUCCUCGACUCUGAAAUAUUCUGCACUUUGGCCCAGAUCCGUGUAUUCAUCUCCUGUUUUUAACAUUUUAUUUUGUAUGUUGACUUUUUAUGACUGUUUUAUUGAUGCUGAUGUUUUAUUGUUGAGUAAUUUGUUUUAUUGUCUUGCUACUGUUAUUAUAUUGUUGUGUUUGGGCAUGGCCCCAUGUAAGC
Molecule: messenger RNA, 1977 nt
Organism: Anolis carolinensis (green anole)
Lineage: Eukaryota; Metazoa; Chordata; Lepidosauria; Squamata; Anolidae
Product: taste receptor type 2 member 125
Exons: 1
Coding region: 88-990 (300 amino acids)
Biological process (GO): detection of chemical stimulus involved in sensory perception of bitter taste; sensory perception of taste; G protein-coupled receptor signaling pathway
Cellular component (GO): membrane
Molecular function (GO): G protein-coupled receptor activity; bitter taste receptor activity
Source: RefSeq, a predicted model, not a curated record